Apis dorsata (giant honeybee) is the source of this 5404-nucleotide messenger RNA. Its product is annotated as GATA zinc finger domain-containing protein 14. The transcript has 11 exons. NCBI's taxonomy places the organism in Eukaryota, Metazoa, Arthropoda, Insecta, Hymenoptera, Apidae. The record is from RefSeq and is a predicted model, not a curated record. The coding region runs from base 244 to 4875 and encodes 1543 amino acids.
AAUUAUAUCAAAUAAAAUAAGUUUAAUUACAGUUCGUUCUAGACGCAAUUAAGUUUUAUAGUUGUCAACAGUAAUAAAGAUGGCGGAUUUAACGUAUGAGUAGUUGAUGUUUGCUUUGAUACGUGCAUUGACGAUUUUAUGAAAUAGUCGCAUUAACAUAUUGUGUGGUGUGUAUGUGCAUGCGUGUGCGUAUUUAUACAAAGUAAAUUUUGUUUUAUAAAAUAUGUUAAAAAUUUGUUGAAUAUGAGCGAAGGAGCGAAUUCAAUAUCGCAAAUCUGCGAGAAUUCGCUUACGACCUUGAAGGAUGAGGUCGAUCCUGAAGAACUUCCUCCAAGAAUAAUUUCGCAUGUUACUAGAAGAUCACGAUUUGGUACAGGCAAUGUUCCGCUUUCGCCUUACAUUUUAAUUGAUGGAAGAAAAUUGCGAAGUUCCUUGGCAUUAAGCAAAAAAAAGCUUCCUCGACGUGUUAGUUUUCCAACAAAUGAUAAUCAUUUGAUUACGGGAUAUUUGGAGCCGGCCAAUCCGUGGAAAUUCGCUGAAAAUGUGAAUUGUGAAGAUGUAAUCUUAGCAUACAAAGAAUCUUGUAUAAAACAUAAUUCAGAUCCUUUGGAAACUAUUAUAAAUCAACUUAAGAAUUUGGAUACAUUUCAAUUACGAAAUGAAGAAUUAGAUUUAAAAGGACAGAUAUUAGAUAUUAAUCAUGCAGAACCAUUGGAGGAAAUUUUCAAAAGAGUACAAUUUAAUAAAAUUAAUUUAGAAGCUACAUCUUUGAAUGAUGAGAGUUCUGUGAUAUUAUUUGAUAUGUUAGAAUAUUAUGAAUCUGCAAGGCAUUUGAAUAUUUCAUCUAAUCAAAGCAUUGGAAUUCAUGGUUGGCAAGCAUGUGCAAAUAUGAUAAAAAAGACUCAAUGUUUAGAACAUUUUGAAGCUAAGGAUGUAAUUCUUAAUGAACAAUACAUAAAUAUCUUGAGCCGUGCAUUACGAUUAAUCUGCCAUUUACAUGUGCUUAAAUUAGAAAAUUGUGGACUCACAGGAAGAUCUAUUGUCACACUAGACUUUUUAAUAGUUGCAGCAUUAAAAAUGAAUACAGGAAUAAGAGAACUUUAUUUAGCUGAUAAUGGGCUGAAUUUAUAUGAUGCAAUACAACUUGGUUCUCUUCUAAGAUUAAAUAAUCACAUACAACUACUUGAUAUUAGUAAUAAUGUCAUACAAGAUGAUGGUGUACGUGAUAUCUUAGAAGGUCUCAUCAAUCAAAUAAAUGAAGACAAAGAUGGUAAAGGUUUAAAUAUAUUAGUAUUAUGGAAUAAUCAACUGACAAAAAAAUCGUCUCCCUAUUUCGCACGUAUUAUAACAUUGUGUAAAACGUUGGAAACAUUGAACAUCGGAAAAAACAUUUUAACUGACGAAUUUUUAUUUGUUAUAAAGGAUGCAUUGAAAAAAAAUCGUGUUUUGUUACAAUUAGGAAUACAAUCAACUGAACUCACAUGUGAUGGUAUUGUUACAUUAUCUGAAAUUAUUGAAAUAAAUCAAGUUUUACAAAGGAUAGAUUUACGAAAUAAUAGCAUACAAGUGACUGGAAUGAAAGCUCUUAGUUUUGCUAUGAAAAAAAAUAAAAAUAUUACUAAAAUAGAUUUGGACGAUAAACUCGACAUAAAAGUAGAUGACCAGACCUUGCAUCAAUACACGCAGCUUGUAGCUGAUAUUCGAAGCUGUUGUUUGGAAAACAAACAAAAUCAUAUAUUAGAAGAAAAUAGCGAAGGUUUUGAAAAUUCAUAUCAUAGCAGAUUCUUUAGUACAACCUCCCGUAAAAUUUCGCUUACUUGUCAAACAUUACCAUGUUCUUUAUCAUCCAUGAUUUCAAUACAAAAAGAUGAAUCUGAACAAUCAAUGCUCGAACCGAAACGUAUUAAUGGAGGUCGUCUUCGUUCUCCAGCCCCUAGUCCUGUCUCUUCACCUAUAGCCAGUCCAAUAUUAAGUCCUUCACGAAGUCGAUUUGUAGUGUCUCGAGUACCAGAGACGUUACGUUCUACAGAUUCCUCAGUAUCUUCGUCAUCAAUUGUUUUUUCAUCCCUUGGAUCAUCACCUACCUGUAUCACUUCUGCAAGUGGGUCAUCUAGAUUUCGCGUUUCAGUUGUUGAAUCAGCAAAUAUCUUAUGUUUAUCGAAACCUAUUAUUACUACUACUGAAACUGAUAUCACGGUCGAUUUAAAUUCGAAAGUUAAUAUUGCAGAAUCAAUUGAUUCAGAUGAUUCAGAUAAUGUAUUUGCAUCUGAAUUAGGAAUGAAUAAUAAUAAUCAAACUACUGAAAUUUUGCAAAAUACUUCGAACAAUUUUUCUGAUCUAGCUUUAAAUGUAGUAGAAGAAACGUGUACAUCAACAGUACCUGGAUAUCCUAAUAUAAAAGAAUCAAAUACAAGUAAAUCUUUCCUUAAUACAACAAUUAAAACUCAAUCUAAUGAUAAUAUAAGUUCUGUAACUUUAGAAUGCAAAGAAGAUGGUAAUGUGUCAGACAAUCAAAUUAUUUUGAACCAAUUGGAAGAUAUUUUGACGACAAAAAAUAUUGAGAAUAUAGAAAAUUAUUAUAAAAAAGAUGCAAAAGAUAUAAAAAUUACAUCUAAAGAUAGAAAUGAUAAAAAUUCUCCUUAUACUACAAUAAUUACUAACAAAGAUGAUACAACAAAUACUUGUACAAAUGAAAACAUAGAAUUACAAUCACAAACAAAUCACGAUCCAAUACAAAAAAGUACUUCUAAUUUAGGAAAAUUACUUUCGCUAUUUCAACAUUCUAGUUGUUUUUUUUCUGAUUCCACUAACAUUAAUCAAUUAAAAAGUAAAAGUACAUUUCAAGGUAGCAUAAACAGCAUGAUGACUCUUGGUGAUAAAUUCCAUUAUUACAUAAAAGAUAAAAAAGAUAGGAUUUACAAUCGUGAAACAGAAGAGUCGUCGGUAUCACUAAAAAAUAAAUCAAAAUUUUUUAAUGUUUCUCAAUUGCCAAGUUUACAAAGUUUAGCAAACAUGAUUCCAUCAUUUAAAUUUGAAGAUAAUACUCCUGGACAGAGUAAUAAAUCUUAUUCUAAAGAAGUAAAUCUUUUACUUAAGAAAGAUUGUGAAACUGAUUCGACAGGUACAGAAAAAACUAAUUGCAAUAGUGAAAACUUAAAUAUCUAUUUGAAAAGGCAGAAAUCUAUUUCUACUUUAGAUAAUCAAUUAUUAUCUGAAAAUAUACAAUCAAAAUUUCCAUUUGGUGUUACUAACAAAGAUAUAGUAUUAACUGCAAAUUAUAUUGUUUCAAAUAUAAUUGAUAUUUGUUCUAAAAUUGUGAAUAAUAAUUUAUUAAUGCAUGUUUCAAAUAGUAACUCAAUUGUACCUGUACCUAAAUUAAUAGGUAUACCUGAAUACUCUGUUUUAAAAGCAGUUACAAAUGAUGUACAGAAAAAAAAUAUAGCGGAAGUACUAGAUAAAGUAGAUCCUAUAGAAAAAACAAAUAAUGAAAUUUUAACAAACAGUAUUAAUUUUACUAGUGAUAACAAUUCUUUGUCAUGUAGUAUAAUGUAUGAUAUAAGCAAUGAUAUGCAUACUGUAGAUACGUCUGACAGAAUGCACAAUUUAGUAAUAAAUUUAAGUACAAAAAAUAAUAUUGAAAAUAAUUCUGUUUUUAAUGUAAAUAGUACAGAAAAUAAUACGGCAUGUCUUGUAUGUAAUCAAAAAUGUGUCUGUAAUGUAAGUAAUAAAUCAAUUGAAUGUUAUAAUACGUUGAAGAUAAAUGUAGAAACAAAUUGUCUAAAUAAUGAAGUUACCAGAAUGUAUAGUAUUGACAGUAAUAAUGAUAAAAAUGUUUUUAUAAAUGUUCAUAAUAUCUCAACAAAUAAUGAAAUAGAAAAAAUAAAUGUAUGUUAUGUAAAUAAUAAUACAAAUUGGAAAAAUACAGUUGUAAAUAACAUACAAGAAGCAAAGAUAUCAAAAAUAAAUUAUAUGUACAAAGAUACUAAUUUUGAAUCUAGCAAUGAUAAUACAAAUUUAUGUACUUCAAUAAUUUAUAGAGAUUUAAGUACACCAAUAAAACGAAAAGUGAUAAAACCAUUUGUUAUAGAAAAUAACAAAUACUUUAAAAUAACUAAUAUAUAUCAAACAAAAACUAAUAAUGUGAAAAAUACUAUGAAUAAUAUGUUCAAAAAUAUGAAUAUCGUUAUGUCUAUACCAAGAAUGUAUUCUUAUAUGACAAACUUCAAUAUGUUAAUUCUUAGAAAUUUUAUACAUUAUGUAGCAGAUUCAUCUAUUGAUAAAACUUUGAUUAAAAAUCUUUUAUUAGAUCUCACAACUAAUAAUUGGCCAGACAAUAUUAUUAAAGUAAAAACUUUAUUUUGUGAUUUAUCUCAGAUAUCUCAAUUAUCAAUGAAUGCUAUAACUGAAAAAUCAGAUAAUGAAAUAUUGAAAAUUGAAAAAAAUAUUUCACCGAAAUAUUAUUCAAAAAAAAAAGUGAAUUUUUACAAGAAACAAAAAUUUAAAAAAAAUAAGGUUUUUGAAAUUGUUUCUGAAUAUUCUUCAAUACCUGUAAUAGCUGAUUCUAUUGUUUCAAAAGGAAAUGUGUCUUAUUUAAGAGGAAACAUUAAUAUAAGCAGUAAUUUAUCAGAAAAUAUUCAUAUGUUCAGUAAUUUUGGAUCAAAUAUUGCUCAACAUUUAAAAUGCACAAAUUCAGAUGAAAUAAGUGAUACAACUCAUCAAUAUUUAAAUGCAAUUAAAUGUGCAGCUAUAGCCACAACUAUGUGUUCAACAGCUGCAGUGAACACAAGGGGUAAUACAACAGUUGAUAUUAUUUCUGAUCAAAGUACUAAUAUUGCUGAGACCUCAUCAAUAAUUCAUGCAACCAGCACAAAAUAAAAUAAAUGAUAUAGAAGAAGAAGAAGAAAAAGAAGAACAACAAUUACAAGUUAUUGAAAAUGAAGAUUCAGAAAUAAAAAAUAGAAGAUAUGCUGAAGAAAAUAAUAAUUUUUAUGAUUUUGAUGAUGAUGAAAUUGAUGAGUUUGAAGAAUUGAAAAUGCAUCUAGAACCAAAGUAUCAGCGAUAUGCUAAAUGGAGGAUCUAAAAUUAUGUGUUUUUUGACUGCUUAAAUAGUGCGUAAUGAUUUUGUAAAAAUACAUAUUCAACUCAUAGAAUCGUACUAAGAAUUUUACAUUGUACAAAUGAAAAAAUAUAGAUAAAUCUUAUAAAUAUUAUUGUAUAUAUAUUUAGAGAGAGAGAGAAUUUGUAGUAUUUUAUACAUUAGUUUUGCUCAGCUUUAGUUUAAAUUGAUGAAUAGAAAAAAAAUGAAGAAAAUAUGGAUCCUCAUAUACAUAUACGUGUAUUAGGAAUAAUCUUAGUACAUGUUUAAUUCUAGUCUAGAAAACAGUUAAUCUAUAAUAGCAUGAAU